UAUAAAGGUUGAUUAUCUGCGAGGUCUAAUAACUCUUGAAUCUCUGAUUGUAAUUUGCCUGGUAGUCAACUACAUCAUUGUUCUCAGGGAUUUCAAUACUCAGCAACUUCCUCCAGAUGUUCUCAGUGAGUGUGUACUGUGUAUCUGUAUGGGGAAUAAGUGUACAAGAUGUGGAGUUCAAGGACAUGCCAGCAAGCUCCACCUAGCUACGGAUCUUAAGUUUAGACUCGCUAUCAUGAAUACUCAUGGACCUGAAAGCUUCGCUCACUUUUGGGCUGAUGAGGAACGCAAGGAGGAUAAUCUAGCACAUCGAGUAAUCCAACCAGUCGAGCAAGCAGCUCCAGCUGAACCUAUUGAGAAAGGCCGUGGAGGAUCUGGAACUGGAGGAUAUUGGAGUAACCAAGCAGGUCGUCGUGGGAGAGGUGCCUAUGCUGGAAAAGGGGGGAGACAUCAAGAAUCCAAACCUUACUAUAGACAGCAUAUAGAUCCCUGGACAGCUCCGGGGAACUCAAGAGGAUCCAAGAAGUCAAAACGUUAGAUUGUUUUUGAUUGAUAUAUCUAUUUGGAGCUAUUUACUUUGACGUGGAUAUAUUAAUAAAUUUAAGCGUUUUUUUUAA
Molecule: messenger RNA, 617 nt
Organism: Eurytemora carolleeae
Lineage: Eukaryota; Metazoa; Arthropoda; Copepoda; Calanoida; Temoridae
Exons: 3
Coding region: 149-538 (129 amino acids)
Source: RefSeq, a predicted model, not a curated record